This is a messenger RNA of Pseudomassariella vexata, 612 nucleotides long. RefSeq lists its product as uncharacterized. The transcript is spliced from 6 exons. Bases 1 to 612 code for a protein of 203 amino acids. Lineage: Eukaryota; Fungi; Ascomycota; Sordariomycetes; Amphisphaeriales; Pseudomassariaceae. The record is from RefSeq and is a predicted model, not a curated record.
AUGAGCUUUGUCGGUUCUUAUCUACUAAUUCCACAAAUCCUAAGUUACGGGCAUGGGCUUUACACAAAGUUCGACCAGCUAUUAAAUUGCGUAGAGAACAAUCGUCAACUUGACGAAAAGGACUUCAAAUCAGCAGCAAUUUAUAAGAAGUUCAGCAUUCCGUACGCUUAUCGACCAGCGUCGAUCCAAGAUCGAUAUGCAAGAUCGAUUAAUAAUCAAGUAGUUACUACUAUCCAAAAGCGACGUCGCGAGACCGAGAGCUUCAGCGAUUUUCCAAUCCCUAGCCCAAGUCCAACAUUUGAUUAUGCCUCGAGUAGUAAUCAACUAGGUAUCCCCAGUUCAGCUGUCUCUGAAGCCCGCGAAUUAUCACAGUAUAGUUCAUCUGGAUCGGCUCGAUCGGGAUCUUUACCUAGUAGAUCGAAGUUCAAGAGGCAUAAAAGUCUCAAUCCACAUCGAACGCAAAACACUUCUGGUCACACACAGGACAGUCUGGAAGCUCGAUUCCAAGCUGUUGAUAUACUUAGACGAGAAGAAGAAGCGCGCGCUCUGAAGCUUCAAAACGAUGAAAAGGAGCUAGAACUUGAAGAAAGGCGGAGACGACUAAAUGGAUAA